UUCCGGUUAGGCGGUAGAGUUUAUUUACAUUUCUCACCUACCCUGCGGCUGCCUUCCUCAGCUCAGGCUCCAAGAUGGGGAAAUCCUUCGCCAAUUUCAUGUGCAAGAAGGACUUUCAUCCUGCCUCCAAAUCCAAUAUCAAAAAAGUAUGGAUGGCAGAACAGAAAAUAUCAUAUGAUAAGAAAAAACAAGAAGAAUUAAUGCAACAGUAUCUUAAAGAACAGGAAUCAUAUGAUAAUAGGUUGCUUAUGGGAGAUGAACGUGUAAAGAAUGGCCUUAAUUUCAUGUAUGAGGCCCCACCAGGAGCAAAAAAAGAAAACAAAGAGAAAGAAGAAACAGAAGGUGAAACCGAAUAUAAAUUUGAAUGGCAGAAAGGAGCCCCACGAGAAAAAUAUGCCAAAGAUGACAUGAACAUCAGAGAUCAGCCGUUUGGUAUUCAGGUUCGAAAUGUGAGAUGCAUUAAGUGUCACAAAUGGGGUCAUGUUAACACAGAUCGAGAAUGUCCUUUGUUUGGUCUUUCUGGAAUCAAUGCAAGUUCAGUUCCUACUGAUGGCUCAGGGCCAUCUAUGCACCCCUCGGAGCUAAUAGCGGAGAUGAGAAACAGUGGGUUUGCACUGAAACGAAAUGUACUGGGGAGAAACUUGACCGUAAAUGAUCCAUCACAGGAAUAUGUUGCAAGUGAAGGUGAAGAAGAUCCAGAAGUUGAAUUUUUAAAGUCACUAACAACCAAACAGAAACAGAAACUUCUCAGGAAAUUGGAUCGACUUGAGAAGAAAAAAAAGAAAAAGAAAAAAGAUAGAAAAAAGAAAAAGCUUCAGAAAAACAGAAGUAAACACAAAAAACAUAAAAGCAAAUCCUCUUCCUCGUCUUCUUCCUCCUCCUCUUCUUCUUCCUCCUCCUCCUCCUCUUCUUCAUCCAGUGAGACUUCAGAAAGCAGCAGUGAGAGUGACAACAAAGAAAGAAAAAUACAAAAGAAGAAAAGAAGGAAAAAUAAAUGUUCAAGGGAUGACAACAGUGAUUCUGAAAAGGACAAGUCUAAGAAGAAAAAACUUUAUGAAGAACUUCCAGGCAGGCACAGUAACAAGGAAAAGUCUAGGUUUAUAAAACAAGAGAGUUCUGGGGAAACGAGCAAAUGGAACCAUUCUGAUUCUGAUAGAAAGGCCAGAAGCCAUUACCAUAGCCCAGAAAAGAGAGGAUCUGAACGAAAUGAGAAGAGCAGCAGGAGCCAAAGCAGAGAUGAGAGGCGGAGGAGAAGCCGAAGCAGAAGUCAUAGUAGUUACAAGCAAAGAGAAAUAAGAAAGAGGCUACAGCGAAGUCCUAGUGAAGAACAAAAUAGACGAAAAGACACCAGAAGCCAUGGCACAGAUAGAUAUAGAGGAGAAAAUAUGCACAGAGAACUCAGGAGAUAAGCAUACUAGUAACACACAAAGAAUGAAGCACAAAUAGAGUGAGAAUCAAGAGAGACCAUAUGGACAAUUGCCUGGGAAUAAAAAGAUCUCUACUUUCUUCUUAUUGAAUACCUUUAGCAAGGGCUAAAUUAUGUAUUAUUGUCUUUCUAAAAUAAAAACCAUGCUUUAAUUUUUUCAUCUCCAUAAACUAUAUAAAACUAUACCAGUACUAUAAGAAUAACCUUUGCAAAUAUUUGUAAGAAAUCUGUUUUGGGUUAUAAAAUAUUUUCUGUCUGUAAAUGUUUCCUAUCUAUACCUAUACUAAAUAAAAAACCUGUAUGGCUCUUGA
Messenger RNA from Condylura cristata (star-nosed mole), 1737 nucleotides. RefSeq names its product corepressor interacting with RBPJ, 1 (gene CIRSR). Gene Ontology annotation, cellular component: nucleus. Bases 75 to 1409 code for a protein of 444 amino acids. The transcript is spliced from 10 exons. Gene Ontology annotation, molecular function: transcription corepressor activity. Lineage: Eukaryota; Metazoa; Chordata; Mammalia; Eulipotyphla; Talpidae. Gene Ontology annotation, biological process: negative regulation of DNA-templated transcription. The record is from RefSeq and is a predicted model, not a curated record.